This is a messenger RNA of Pieris macdunnoughi, 1098 nucleotides long. The record is from the annotation of a GenBank genome assembly. Lineage: Eukaryota; Metazoa; Arthropoda; Insecta; Lepidoptera; Pieridae.
AUGUUUGCCGUAAACACUCGCCGCUUAUUACGUUUAGGUACAAAAGUUUUUGUACGAGAAAUUAGGCAAAGGAGGUUACCAGGACCAAACCCUGGUUUAGAUAAUCGAUUAGAAGAAUUUAGAAAAGGUGGUAUCAAGGUUACGGAUGAUGAUGCUGAAGAAUUUAUUGAGAAAUCAGACAGUACCUUUUUUGAUGUGGGUCAAGCAUACAAUGAACAUUUUAACGAGACCUUGAUUGGAAAAUAUAAAUUAAGACAUCAAAUUGUAAAGGAAAGAUAUUUUAAAGAGAACAUGCCAAAUUUGUUAACCUGGAGUGAAAAAGAACAGAUUCGACAUUUAGCUACCACUAUGCCUGAUGAAUGGACUCCGCAAAAAAUUGCUGAAAGCUUCCCAGUUACAGAAGCUGUUGUUAAGAAACUACUCAAAUUUCCAUGGAAACCAGCCACAGAGCAAAGAAUUUCUAGACAUGAUGCUUCCGCGAUGAGGAAUUGGAGAGAACUAAAGGAGGGUACUCUAGAUAUACCAGAAAACUUAAGACAACAUUUUCUUAAAUUCUCUGAAAGGACAAUACCACCCUUGAAAAAAUCUAGUAUUAAAAUUGAUGUGACUCAAGAGGAGAAAAUGGGUGAGUUUGAGAGAAUUAUUAAAAAAUGUGCCUCUGAAGGCCACAGUGAAAAUGAAAAUCAAACGGAAAACGAAACUAAUGUUCAUAAUAACACAGAAAAAGUAAAGAAAGAUAGCAAAAAGCUCACUUUAGAUGAAUUAAGUAGUAAAAUUAAAAGUAGAUUAGAGAAAGGGAAAAAUGUUGAUCUACCCGAUCAACUUAUUAUUAGCUCAGUGUCAGAUGUUUCCAAGGCAAAACCUAAUAUAAGCCAGGACAUCGAACUAAGUAAUAUUGAUGAAAGUAAAUUAAGUGAGGUGACAGAUGUAAAAGAGGACUCAAAGAAGUUAGAAGUUUUAUCUGGCACCAAUUAUCCUGAAAGGAUAAGAAUUCCUAAAAAAGCCUACAAAAAAAAUGCUACUUUUAAGGUUAAUGACUGUUUCUACGAUCAUGAUGGAAGAUUUUUGUAUAGAGUUAUAGGAAUGACUGAAAAUUAA